AUGCCUUCCCUUUUUAUUGCUGUAAAAGAUAUCCAACCUAUACACAAACUUAGAGGUAUUAGAGUACGUUGUGUAAGGGUGUAUGUAGUGCCUGAAAGUAGGGGAGGAGGGAAUACCAUCAAGAGUAUGGAGUGUUUGCUCCAUGAUGAUCAGGGAGAUUAUAUACAUGCCAAUAUUCAGAACACAGAUAUCACACAAUACAAGUAUAUGCUUAAGUUCAAUUACAAAACAGAAGUCAAACUGAUAAAUUCUAAAGGGUUUUCCCUGCAUAUGUUUCGGUUGACCAGUUUUGUUUCUUUGAAAGAUCCAAAUGAAGUAAAUGAAAAAGAACUCAUUGAUGUUAUGGAUCGUGUAGUGGAGAUCUAUAAUCCUGUUGACAAGAUUGUGGGUGGUAGAGCAGCAAAAUUGAUUGACUUUCAAAUAUGUGAUAAUGCUGACAAUUACUUGAUGUGUACCUUGUGGAAUUCUCAUGUGGACUCUCUACUGCCAUAUUACAAUUCUGAUUCGAAGGAACCAUUGAUUGUAGCUAUUCAGUGCUGUGAGGUUAGAAUAACAUCAUCAUAUGAUGCAACUAAGCUAUGGUUUAAUGAGGAGUUUGAUGAGUUCAAGGACUUCAGAUUCAAUUUCGGCACUGGCACUCUACACUCACAGUCAACAGGGAUUGAACGUUUCCAAAAUGGUGAAACAAUUGAUGGUCAGUAUUUUGUUCCUGCUGAAAUAAUUGCUAUAGAGGCUUCAAGAGGUGAGUGGUACUACAUGGCCUGCAUGAAACCUGGCUGUAACAAGAAACUCAAAGAAUUUGAAGGGUCCCUAGUAUGUGACAAGUGUGAAAAACACUACCAAGAAGGUACAGCAAGGUAUAAAAUUUUGGUUAGAGUUUUAGACAAAACUAAGGAUGCACCAUUCCUGCUUUGGGAUUGUGAAGUGGCUGAUUUGGUUGGCAUUCCAACUGCUCUUUUGUAUCAAAAGUACAAACAAGUAUUUUCUAAUAUUAACCUUUUUUAA
This is a messenger RNA of Ipomoea nil (Japanese morning glory), 1005 nucleotides long. RefSeq lists its product as uncharacterized. The record is from RefSeq and is a predicted model, not a curated record. The coding region runs from base 1 to 1005 and encodes 334 amino acids. The transcript has 8 exons. Lineage: Eukaryota; Viridiplantae; Streptophyta; Magnoliopsida; Solanales; Convolvulaceae.